Messenger RNA from Dracunculus medinensis (Guinea worm), 303 nucleotides. NCBI's taxonomy places the organism in Eukaryota, Metazoa, Nematoda, Chromadorea, Rhabditida, Dracunculidae. The record is from the annotation of a GenBank genome assembly.
AUGGAAUCGAAUCAAGGUGAUCGAUUAAAGGAACUCCAACAGGAAGUCAGCGGUGUAAAAACGGUUAUACAAACUAAUGUUCACCGUAUACUUGAACGAGGUGAUCGACUUGAAAAUUUAGAUGGACGAGCUGAGGCGUUGAAUCAGUCGUCUGAAAAUUUCAACUUGUCGGCUCGUCGUGUUAAGCGUCAAUUAUGUCGUAAAAACAUGAAAUGGUCGAUUAUCAUUGCAGUUGGUUGUACGAUUGUUGUAUUGAUUGUACUUUUCAUUAUACUCAACGAUCUUGGAGUAUUUGGUCACUAG